Musa acuminata AAA Group (dessert banana) is the source of this 1382-nucleotide messenger RNA. RefSeq names its product iron-sulfur protein required for NADH dehydrogenase, mitochondrial-like. The record is from RefSeq and is a predicted model, not a curated record. Gene Ontology annotation, biological process: iron-sulfur cluster assembly; mitochondrial respiratory chain complex I assembly. Gene Ontology annotation, cellular component: mitochondrion. NCBI's taxonomy places the organism in Eukaryota, Viridiplantae, Streptophyta, Magnoliopsida, Zingiberales, Musaceae. Bases 109 to 1008 code for a protein of 299 amino acids. The transcript has 8 exons. Gene Ontology annotation, molecular function: ATP binding; ATP-dependent FeS chaperone activity; 4 iron, 4 sulfur cluster binding.
CGUUUCCGGCUUCGUUAAAUUGCCGGUCCCACGCGUGUCCAUAGAUGUCGAACAGCUGUUACUUGAGGCGAUCAAAUUAGGGUUUGAGAAACAAGAAAGCGGCUCUCGAUGGGGCUGAACAGAUUAGUAUCCGCGAAUCGCCUGCUUAAACGCACGCGAUGGCAUUGCACCAGAGGGUAUAGUGCACAUGCUCCGAAAGGCCCAUCGCUCGAUGGAGUUAAAGAUAUUAUCGCCGUUGCUUCAGGCAAGGGCGGCGUCGGGAAGUCCACGACUGCAGUUAAUUUGGCAGUUGCACUUGCUAAUGCAUGUCAACUCAAAGUAGGUCUACUAGAUGCUGACAUAUAUGGGCCAUCUGUUCCUACAAUGAUGAAUCUCCAGGGAAAGCCAGAAGUGAGUAAAGAUAUGAAGAUGAUCCCUGUUGAAAACCAUGGAGUUCGAUGUAUGUCCAUUGGGUUUCUUGUCGACAAGGAUGCACCAAUUGUAUGGAGAGGUCCUAUGGUAAUGAGUGCUCUUGAGAAAAUGACAAGAGGAGUUGCUUGGGGAGACCUUGAUAUCCUUGUUGUUGACAUGCCUCCUGGCACUGGAGAUGCUCAGCUGUCAAUAUCCCAAAGACUGCAGUUAUCUGGUGCCUUGAUUGUUUCAACUCCACAAGAUAUUGCAUUAAUUGAUGCACGUAGAGGGGCUAAUAUGUUCCGCAAAGUUGAAGUCCCUAUUCUAGGACUAAUUGAGAACAUGAGCUGGUUCAAGUGUCCUCAUUGUGGUGAAAAAUCUUACAUAUUUGGAGAUGGUGGUGUACAAAGGACAGCCAAGGAAUUGGAUAUGAAGUUUCUUGGAGAGAUACCUUUGGAGCUAGAUAUAAGGAGUAGUUCUGAUGAGGGCAACCCCAUAGUUCUCGCAGCCCCGAAUUCUGGAGUUGCAAAAGCAUACACCGAUGUGGCGGAAAAGUUAACCAAACAACUCAAGGAGUUGGCAGAGGAACGGCAACUAGGCCCACAGAUUAUGUUGUGAGACGUCACAAUCUGGAGCUUCAUUAUAAGAUAACAAUGUGCCUAAAUUGCCUUCCAAAAUGGACAAUAGGUUUUCAUCAUAUGCAGUUGAGGUACUUCUAAGAAGUUUGCUAAAUGGGAAAAGAAACAUAGCAAUAAUAGACGAGCAACAAGUGAUCAAGGACCCUGAAGGGUACAUGGACAAAGAUAUCUGUGCUUGUAAUAUAAUUUUUGGUAUUUAGAUUAAGAGGUUCAGGCUGGCGAAUUUGUUAUAUAAAAACCUAUGCAUGUAAAGCAACUGAUGAGGAUCAGAUUAGUUGUUGUUUCCUUGUAACUGUUUUUGUAACUGAGUUAUUAAGAACAGUUGAGGUAGAAUUCCAAGAAAUUUAUUUUGAA